Caenorhabditis sp. 36 PRJEB53466 is the source of this 1751-nucleotide messenger RNA. NCBI's taxonomy places the organism in Eukaryota, Metazoa, Nematoda, Chromadorea, Rhabditida, Rhabditidae. The record is from the annotation of a GenBank genome assembly.
AUGAACUUAGAGUUCUGUUUGCAGGAGACGUCUCGUGAGGCCAUGAUCCCGAUUCAACCUGGUUUCACUGAUGAUCCGGUGUUUCGGCAGAAGCAGCUCAGACAAGUUCAACGUAAGCAAUCGUUGGUUAUUAUUUGAACUGUUCAGAAUGUUUCAGAUGAUUGGCAGCUGUACGAACAGUACUGUCAAGAACAACGUCUGAAGGGACUUCGAGUCGAGCCGCCGCAGUUCAAUUCAUUUGGUACUCCUUCUGUUCCAUUCAUUUAGUCAACCAUCACUUUUCAGGCCACGUCAUCAACAAACCAAAGAGUGCUACUGGAUUCCCCCAGUCACUCCCACAAUCCGCAAAUACCGAAAGUGCUGAUCAUGAAAUCUUCACCCUCUGCUUUCCUCUGGCUGAUCCGAAUUCUCCUGGUCGCGAAUUGUUCAAUCAAAUCCGCGAGAUGCCAAAAAUUCCACAAAACUGCCAACCAAGGGUCAUCAUGCUCCUGUACGACACGAAAGGCGCCCAGUCGUCCACACGGACUAUCGGAACGUUCAAAGCUUCAUCCGUUCGAACUACCGAUGUAGCAGUCGGAGACUUUAGCGUUGUUCGCUACAACGCUGAAACCCAAACGGAAUGGUCGGCGGACAAGGAAACGGACGGAGUGUCUCGGCGUGAUAACGAAGGGCGUCAGUCUCUGCAUAACCCGAUUACGCAAACGGUGUCAAAAACGCCGAUGGCGUCAAAUAGUAAGUGCAAGGUGAGAUCAUGAUGUCUUCCGCAAACUGAAAAUUUGCAGUGAGCGAACCCGACGGGCCAGUGCUUAACAUGGCGCUGCAUAAAGUCUCCGACUGGCUGAGCACUCAGAAUGCACCCGGAGGUGAUCGGAAACCGUUCUUCGUCGGAUCACUGCAAUCAUUAGAAGCGAUGAUGAUGUGAGAAGCACACUCUGAUUCUGAAAAAUAAUGGACUUUCAGGGACAGUCCGGUACGACAAGGACUCGGGUUGCAUCAGGCAUCGAGAGCCGCCAGGAACAAAACCAACCAUGUGCCCUUUUUUGAAUGGUCAUCACAGGCCAACAGAUUUGUGCGCAGACAAGAUGCCGCUGUUCCAAUAAAGAUCGGUAAUAAAUCCUGUCGCUUUUCUAUUCCUUCCAUCUUCCUUUUUACCUCUUAACAACUGGUAAGGUCAUUCAUUUUUCAGUGCGACGACAUUCUCCAGUGGGAAUGAGUGUGAAUAGUUUCGCGGAGAAGAAUGAGAAAAACGGAGCAGAGGUGAUCAACGCGGGCACGGGGACCGACGGAGGCGACGUAGCGAGACGGGCGGCACCGACCAGCAACCCGACAGCUGCGGAGAGCUCUGGCCAAGCAGACAUUCAAGCGACAUGUGAUGAUCAAGGAAAUCGCGAGGGCAAGUGCACUUUGGGUGAAAAUCAAAACAUUUCGCGGAUGAUUUUCGAUCGCAUUUCGAAAAGUUGUUUGGUAAAGUGAGCGAAAGAGACAGGAGCGGCGGGGCGAUCGGAAGGGGAAAACAGAGAAUUCGCAGUCAAGUCCGAUGAAACCCUGGGGAAAAGAUAAUAGCAGAGAGAAUCGCAAAGUUGGUGUCGAAGGAAUUUCUGAACAGGGCUAUAAAAUACUUUGACAUUGUGAAUAAUGCCUGACAAACUAUUUACUUAAUAAUUUCAGGAUGUGAACCGGAUGUGGCAUCAGCAUCAUCAACGGCAUCCGUCGAUUCGGUAGAGUUAUUGAGAAGAUCCCUUUCUAAAUAA